Molecule: messenger RNA, 3926 nt
Organism: Teleopsis dalmanni
Lineage: Eukaryota; Metazoa; Arthropoda; Insecta; Diptera; Diopsidae
Product: ATP-dependent RNA helicase DHX8-like
Exons: 5
Coding region: 134-3793 (1219 amino acids)
Biological process (GO): spliceosomal complex disassembly; mRNA splicing, via spliceosome
Cellular component (GO): catalytic step 2 spliceosome; intracellular anatomical structure
Molecular function (GO): ATP binding; RNA binding; RNA helicase activity
Source: RefSeq, a predicted model, not a curated record
CGCAAUUCUUGAUAAUUCCGUAAUAUUAAAUUAUUCUCUUCACAAUUUACGGAUAACGAUAAAGUUAAUAAUAUAAAAUUGAGUUUUUAAAAUUCAAAAGAAAUUAUAGCGCCUCAUUAAAUGAGCUACUACAAUGAUGGAUGAUUUGCAAAAACUCGAAUAUUUUUCACUGGUGUCGAAAAUUUGCACUGAACUGGACAACCAUUUGGGAUUAAAUGAUAAGGACUUGGCGGAGUUUAUUAUCGAUAUGGAAGAAAAAAAUCCAACUUUAAAUAGUUUUCGGGAUGCAUUAUGCAACUUUGGUGCAGAGUUUUCAGAUUCUUUUAUAGCAAAUUUACAACGCAUAAUAAAAUUGAUGAGACCCAAGUGUAAUGAUAAUUGGCAUUCAGGUAACGACAGUUUUAAGAGUAAUAAAAAAAAUAAAUUAACACUUAUGUUUCCUGGUUUGGCAUUACCAAAUGAUAAAUUUAGCGCACAUAUUAAAGAUGGUGAAAAAAAAGAUGACGUUGCAAACAAUGCAACCGUCGAUGGAAGUAACGACAAAACUGUUGUUGACGAUCUAAUGAUGGAACUGGAAUCAUUGGCUCCAAGUGUUGAGGUUGCAACAAAAACAAAACAGCGGUCAAAUAGUCCUUCGAUGAAAAAUCAAAAAACCGGAACAGAUCCUAUAAAAUGCAAUUGGAAACGUCUUCGUAGUCCAAAUAGAAGGUCAAAUAAACAUCGCUCACGCGAACGGAAUGAAAGAAAAAGAAGAUCGAGAUCAAAAUCUAGGGAUCGUACAAGGCGUCGCUCCCGUUCUAGGUCGCAUGAACGCAGUAGAAAAUAUCGUUCUAGAUCGCGUUCCCAUGAACGCCGCCGUGACAGUAAAAGAGAACGAAAAGCAACGCCAACUCCAAUGCCUGACGACCCUGAACCAGGCAAUAUUUACAGUGGUAAAGUUGAGAAUAUUGUUCCAUUCGGUUGCUUUGUACAACUGUUUGGUCUUCGCAAACGUUGGGAAGGUUUGGUGCAUAUAUCACAGUUGCGCUCAGAGGGACGGGUAACAGAUGUUACAGAAGUUGUGCACCGUAAUCAAACAGUUAAAGUAAAAGUAAUGUCCAUAACUGGACAAAAAGUUUCACUUUCAAUGAAAGAGGUUGAACAGGAAACGGGUAGGGAUUUAAAUCCACUUUCCCAUGCACCACCGCCAGAGCAGGAACAUAGGGACCGCAAUCCGGAUAGACCAUUUAGUAGUAGUACUUCCUUGCUUAAUUUAAAGGGCGGAAAUAUGGAUAACGAUGAAAACGAAUCGCGUAAGCGUGUCACUCGUAUAUCUAGUCCAGAACGUUGGGAAAUUAAACAAAUGAUAAGUUCUGGUGUGCUUGAUCGUAGUGAGUUACCCGAUUUUGAUGAGGAAACGGGGUUAUUGCCCAAAGAAGAAGACGACGAAGCUGAUAUAGAAAUUGAAAUUGUUGAAGAAGAACCACCAUUUUUAUCUGGUCACGGUCGUGCAUUGCAUGAUCUCUCACCUGUACGCAUAGUUAAGAAUCCAGAUGGUUCACUGGCACAAGCAGCUAUGAUGCAGUCAGCACUUUCUAAAGAACGUCGGGAACAAAAAAUGUUACAACGCGAACAAGAUAUGGAUGCGUUACCAGCUAGCUUAAACAAAAAUUGGAUUGAUCCUUUACCUGAAGAAGAUAGUCGUACAUUGGCAGCAAAUAUGCGUGGUAUUGGUGCUGCACCCAUGGAAGUACCAGAGUGGAAGAAACAUGUCAUUGGUGGCAAAAAGUCAUCCUUUGGUAAAAAAACUGAUAUGUCUUUAGUAGAACAACGUCAAUCACUUCCAAUUUAUAAAUUGCAAGAUGAUCUUAUUAAAGCGGUGUCUGAUAAUCAAAUUCUAAUUGUUAUCGGUGAAACGGGUUCAGGCAAAACAACUCAAAUUACUCAAUAUUUAGCUGAAUGUGGGUUCACAGCACGAGGAAAAAUCGGUUGUACACAACCUCGACGAGUGGCUGCCACUUCAGUAGCACAACGUGUGGCAGAAGAAUAUGGUUGUCAUCUAGGUCAGGAAGUUGGUUACACCAUACGGUUUGAAGACUGUACAAGUCCUGAGACUACCAUUAAAUACAUGACUGAAGGAAUGUUACUUCGCGAAUGUCUACUUGAAUCUGAUCUGAAAUCUUACUCGGUUAUAAUGUUGGAUGAAGCACACGAACGUACCAUAUACACUGAUGUCUUAUUUGGUUUACUGAAGACUGCUGUACAAAAACGACCCAAAUUGAAACUCAUUGUAACUUCUGCUACGUUAGAUGCUGUCAAAUUUUCACAGUACUUUUUCGAAGCACCCAUAUUUACUAUACCUGGUCGUACAUUCCCUGUUGAAGUGUUAUAUACUAAAGAACCUGAAGUCGAUUAUUUAGAUUCUUCAUUAAUUACUGUAAUGCAAAUACACUUACGUGAACCACCUGGAGAUAUACUACUCUUCUUGACUGGUCAAGAGGAAAUUGAUACUGCAUGUGAAAUACUCUAUGAGCGAAUGAAAAGUUUGGGCUCUGAUGCACCUGAGUUAAUUAUAUUACCCAUCUAUUCUGCUUUACCUUCAGAAAUGCAAACACGUAUUUUUGAUCCGGCACCUGCGGGUAGUCGAAAAGUGGUUAUAGCCACAAAUAUCGCCGAAACAUCUCUGACAAUUGAUGGAAUAUUUUAUGUAGUUGAUCCCGGGUUUGUCAAACAAAAAGUCUACAAUUCGAAAACUGGAUUUGACUCAUUGGUGGUCACACCAAUUUCACAGGCUUCUGCUAAACAAAGAGCUGGUCGUGCCGGGCGUACAGGACCUGGUAAAUGUUAUCGCUUAUACACUGAACGUGCUUAUAGGGAUGAAUUGUUACCUUCACCAAUACCAGAAAUUCAACGUACGAAUUUAGCUUACAUUGUGUUACAGCUGAAAACUAUGGGCAUAAAUGAUUUAUUAAAUUUCGAUUUUAUGGAUGCGCCGCCUGUUGAGUCGUUAGUGAUGGCAUUGGAAAACCUGCACUCACUGUCGGCACUUGAUAAUGAGGGUUUACUAACACGUUUGGGAAGACGGAUGGCAGAAUUUCCUUUAGAGCCGAAUCUUUCGAAAAUGCUUAUUAUGUCUGUAGCUUUGCAAUGCUCCGAUGAGGUAUUAACUAUUGUCUCCAUGUUGAGUGUACAAAAUGUAUUUUACAGACCUAAGGAUAAACAAGCACUAGCAGAUCAGAAAAAGGCAAAAUUUAAUCAAGCUGAGGGUGAUCAUCUAACGUUACUUGCGGUUUACAACAGCUGGAAAAACAAUAAAUUCUCCAAUGCAUGGUGCUAUGAAAAUUUUGUACAAAUACGCACACUUAAACAUUCACAAGAUGUUCGAAAGCAGCUGCUUGGCAUUAUGGAUCGACAUAAACUGGAUGUUGUAUCAGCAGGAAAAAAUUCUGUGCGCAUACAAAAAGCAAUAUGUUCUGGUUUCUUUAGAAAUGCUGCGAAAAAAGAUCCACAGGAAGGUUAUCGUACUCUGGUAGACUCUCAAGUUGUUUACAUACAUCCGUCAAGUGCUCUCUUUAAUCGACAACCGGAAUGGGUUAUAUAUCACGAGCUUGUACAAACUACUAAAGAGUACAUGCGAGAAGUAACCACCAUCGAUCCUAAAUGGUUGGUGGAAUUUGCACCAUCUUUCUUUAGAUUCUCUGACCCCACAAAAUUAAGUAAAUUCAAGAAAAAUCAACGUCUUGAACCUCUCUAUAAUAAAUAUGAGGAACCGAAUGGUUGGCGCAUAUCCAGAGUUCGAAAGAGAAGAAACUAAGCUAUGUAAACGAUUCAUUUGUCGAUACAUUAUAUUAUAUAAUUGUAUAUUAAUAUUAGAAUACGUUUAAAUUGUAUAUAUGAAAAAUUGAUCAAAUAUAUUUAGUGCUCUUUAUUAACAUAAAGAUGAAAAU